Molecule: messenger RNA, 1756 nt
Organism: Anopheles arabiensis
Lineage: Eukaryota; Metazoa; Arthropoda; Insecta; Diptera; Culicidae
Exons: 3
Coding region: 77-1756 (559 amino acids)
Source: RefSeq, a predicted model, not a curated record
UAAGUUUUAUACAGCACUGGCUGCAAAUUGGUUAAUUUAUUAAUUAUUAAUAAUAGUCUCCCAUAGAUUGUCUGCUAUGCCUACCACAUACAAUCCAAACUAUGAAAAUUCAUUUCCAUGGUGUUCUCCUGACCCGAAGGACGUAUAUGCAGCGGUUUGCAAAUGGUGUAACAAAAAAAUAAAAAUCAACACUAUGGGUAGAGUGGCUUUGGUUAGUCAUGAAAAAAGCAAAGCACAUCAUCAUCAAGUGUUGGUUCGAAAAACUAACCUUCCAAUCAGCCAUUUUUUACCAAAUCAAAUCGUUGGUAAUAACCUGUUGUCGUCAUCUCCGUCACUUUCUUCAAUUUCCACUGCAAUGGCUACCCAAAUCUCAGCUUCAGAUUCUUCCACGAACACUGAUAAUCAACACUCUAAGGCUUCCAACGUCUUGAAUAGAUUCAUGCUAAACGAGCAAGUUACAAGUGCUGAAAUUGUGUGGGCUCUGGAAACUAUUGCCACUCAUAACUCCUAUCGCAGUGCUGGGGCUAACACUAAUUUGUUCAAAACUAUGUUUCCGGACAGCCAAAUUGCCGCCAAGCUCGAGAUGGGACGCACAAAACUUGCGUAUCUAAUAACUUUUGGUCUGGCACCUUAUUUCACAAACGAAAUAUUUAAGCAACUUGAUGUAUGUUCCGAAAUAGUAAUUGGUUUCGAUGAAACAUUGAACAAAGUUUCACAACGCCAACAGAUGGAUGUUAGUGUGAGAUUUUGGAAUGAAAAUAAGGAACAGGUAGAAUGUCGAUACAUUGGAUCAGCGUUUUUAGAUUCUUCUCGUGCAGUUGAUCUCCUUAACGGAUUGAAACAGUGCACAGAAAGAAAGCCUGCUCUACUGAAUAACGUGAUUCAGCUAAGCAUGGACGGACCGAAUGUAAAUUGGCGUUUAAUGAAGGACUUAUGCGAAGAACUUCGAAAUCUGCGUGGGGUACCAUCUUUUGAUUUAUUAAACAUAGGUAGUUGCGGCUUACAUGCUAUUCAUAAUGCUUUUAAAAAUGGUAUGAAGCACACUGAAUGGAACAUUGACGAGUUUUUGACAUCCCUCUAUUAUUUGUUCAAAGACUUUCCGUUGCGCCGUGCAGAUUAUAAAGAAACUACCGGAUCCAAUUUAUUCCCACUGAAAUUUUGUCCUAUUCGAUGGAUUGAAAAUUUGAAUGUGGCUGAGCGUGCAUCUAAAAUUAUUCCUUAUUUGAAAGUCUAUGUGGCUGCGGUCAAAAACCAACGUGACAAAAAACUCAAGGAAGGUCACCAUUCUUUCAAAAGGAGUUUUGCUGCAGUUGCUCAGUCUAGGCCAUUCGCUGUAAUAGAAAAGACCAUUUCUGAUGAAAUGUUGAGCCCAAAACUUGCCUUUUUUAUUUCCUCAGCUGGAUGUGUGGAACCCUUUUUGCGAGAAUUUCAAUGUGAUGCUCCUAUGGCGCCAUUUUUGUUUGAUGAGUUAACUUCAAUUACCCAUUCUAUAAUGAGUAAGGUUUUAAAAUCGGAAUGCUUAAAUGUAAAAGCUAAAGCGAUUACCAAUAUUGAGCUCAAAGAUAACAACACACUACCGACAUCGCAAGUUGAUAUAGGCUUUGGAGUCAAAGCGGCAAUUAAAACAAUAAUGACAAGUGGAAAAAUAUCUGAAAAGGUGAUCCUUCAGUUUAAGAACGAUUGUAAAGCUUAUUAUAUUGCAUUUUUAACAAAAAUUUGUGACCGUUCUCCACUAGACCAUCACAAAAUCGCUUGA